AUGUUUUCAAGAGCUACCUUAUGGCGUCGUAAAAAGCGACUUAAAGAAAUUCUUAGUCAGAGAUUAGCAAAUACUGUGUCAACAUUUGAUGAAAACUUUCUUGGCUCAACAUCACCAGACUUCUUUCACGAUACUAACCUAGAAACUUCAUCAGAUGAAGCAAACUCGUUUAAUCAUAUCGAAAGUCAAUCUCAUUUUUCUAUGUCUAGCUAUCACUACAAUAUGCCAAAAAUUGACGAUGAAUUAGAUGAUGGAUCGGAUUUCUACGAUGAAAAAAUGUGGCUUGAAGAAAACGUGACCGAUACUGAUCUGUGGAAAAAUGUAGAAUUCGAACCAGCAUAUCCUGUUUUAGAGAAUGAAUUUUUAUUCAACGAAAUUAGUCAGAAACCGGCGGAAAAAGAUAUUGCUGCAGCUCUCGUUUUAUUGAAGCUCCGUCAUCGAAUUUCAAACAAGGGAAUCAAUGAUUUAUGCAAAUUAUUGAAAAUUAUGAAAACACCAAACACUCCGGCCAAUUUUUCUCGUGUGAAACGACUUUUUCUACCAAAUUCUUCUCCAACACCUUCUUCAUUAAUCACUUAUAUAUGUUCAAUUUGCUGCGAAAUUUCAACAUCAUCACAUAAUUGCAACAAUGUAAAUUGCAAUCAACAUUCAUGUUUUCAUACAGCUCCACUGAAUUAUUUACGAUUACCAAUACUUCCACAAUUAAGAGAAAUUCUCGCUCAUGCAAAAGAAUUAAAUUUUCAACAACAGCGAGAAUUCUCUCCGGAUAUUGAAAUGAUGAAUGAUAUAUAUGAUGGAGAAAAAUAUCAGAAUAUAAUUAAAAAUGAAAAAGGACAAAAGUUUUUAACUCUUAUAAUGAAUACAGAUGGUAUUCAAUUAGCUAAAAAUUCUAAUUCAUCUCUUUGGAUUUUCACUUUUGUAAUCAAUGAAAUUAAAAGAAGCGAACGUUUUAAAUUAAAAAAUAUAAUAGUAGGUGCCAUUGUAUCAAGCGCAUCAAAAUCUAGUCGUCAUCAGAUGCGGACGAUUCUUUCACCAAUAGUUGAAGAGUUGCUUGUAUUGGAACAAGGUGAAGCUUUUGAAGUGAAAAGUAUAACGGUAGUCAUCAAACCGAAAUCAAAGAAAAAAAUUCGAGUUUUUCCUCUUGUUUCUGCUCACCAACAACAACCUCGUUUACGUACAAAUGAAACUUACGAUAUAUUUAUGAAUACUUACGAGAAAGAACGUUUCACAAACAAUAAUGAACUUCGCGAUCGAUUACGUGGUCAUAUAGGCCCUUGUGCUCUUCGCAGUCUUACUUAUUUCGACGUUGGAACCAGUUUUUUAUCUGAUUCGUUGCAUAACAUAUAUCAUGGUGUAAUGAAACGACUGCUUCAUCUUUGGUUUGACAAAAAACAUCAGAAGCAAGCUUGGAGUAUUCGUUCAAAGUUAAAAAUAGUUGAUCAUUAUCUUUCUUCAAUAAAAUAUCCAUCAACAUCAACGCGUAUACCUCGAUGUAUAGCAAAAUAUGAAAAAUACAAAGCUAAUGAAGCUCGAAGCAUUUUAUUAUUUGGCUUUUCUGCUUUUUGUAUUGUUUUACCACUCAAAUAUGCAAGACAUUUUCUUAUGCUUGUCGUGGGAGUACAUAUAGCUGAAUCUCGUACUAUUCGUCGCACUCAAAUAGAGGAUAUUCGUCUGAUACUCAAUCGUUUUUUACAGCAAUUUCCAAUUCUUUAUUCACCCAGAAAUAAUUCUCAAUCUGUACAUAGUAUACAUCAUGUAGCUGCAUCUGUUUUAGAAUAUGGCUCAUUAAGCAAUUAUUCCACCUUUAACUUUGAAAAUAUUCUAGGUUUAAUUACUUCCACCGUUCAUUCUACUCGUCGACAUGCGUGCGAAAUUCACAACAACUUGAAACUACUUCGCUUGGCUUUAAUUGAAUUUGAUCGUCCUUCAUUUAACAACAAUUUAAAACAUUUUAUUAACAGCUGCCAGUCGACUAAACGUCCUGUUGUAUCAUUCUUAAUGAAUGAAAAUCAAAUGGUUCAUUUUCGACAGGAAGACGUUAACAAAGCCACGCUCAGCGAACUUCAACAUCUACUUCGUCAACAGGAUAUUAAAUUGUUUAAAAUUUGCUAUAUUUUUACAAAUCGUUUCACUAUCAUCCGAUAUCGCUCUUCAGGUCAAAAGGAUGAUAGUUGUUUAUUGUUCUUACUUGGUGGUCAACCAUGUAUUGGAUUUAUACAGAAUAUCAUUCAAGUUCGUCGUGUUGAAUUACUUUUACGUAUUUGCAAAGUAAGCGUAAAAGAUCAAUUGUGUCUUAAUUUUAACAACACAAAAUUAUCUUGCCCGAACAUCUUCUAUGGAGAUAUCGAUAUGCACAAUAGCAACGUUUUCAUAAAAGCUGAGGCCAUCAUCGAAAAGAUUAUAUAUGUGUACAAUAAACAGUUGAAAUGUUAUGUAUUUUCACGUAUACCUAAUCUUUGUGAAUCCUCAUGA
Molecule: messenger RNA, 2472 nt
Organism: Rotaria socialis
Lineage: Eukaryota; Metazoa; Rotifera; Eurotatoria; Philodinida; Philodinidae
Source: the annotation of a GenBank genome assembly